GCUCCGGCGCUGCUCUGGUGGAGUGUUGGACCGGUGUGAUUGGGAGGAAACGCCGUUGACUGCAUUCAUUCGAGCGGUCUGAGAGAGAAUCAGCUGUACGCCGACAUCCGCCAGCACUCAGUGAGCAGUCAUGUGCGAGCCAUCUCAAAAGGAAAAUGUCCAAAAGGCCAAGCUGGCCGAGCAGGCUGAGCGUUACGACGACAUGGCCGCCGCAAUGAAGAAAGUGACAGAGGAGGGUGAGACGUUGUCGAAUGAAGAGCGCAACCUGCUGUCUGUGGCGUACAAGAACGUGGUGGGUGCUCGUCGCUCCUCCUGGCGCGUCAUCUCCAGCAUCGAGCAGAAGACUGAGAGCAACGAGGGCAAGCAGCAGAAGGCCAAAGAGUACCGGCAAAAAAUCGAGAAGGAGUUGAAAGAGAUCUGCGGUGAUGUUCUGACUCUCUUGGACAAGUAUCUGAUUCCCAAAGCAGACACGGCAGAGAGCAAAGUAUUUUAUUUGAAGAUGAAAGGAGAUUACUUUCGCUACUUGGCUGAGGUGGCUACAGCAGAGGAGAAGGAUGGAAUUAUAACAGAUUCACGGGGCGCAUACAACGAGGCCUUUGAGAUCAGCAAAAAAGAAAUGCAGCCUACACACCCGAUCCGCCUCGGUCUGGCCCUCAAUUUCUCAGUGUUCUACUACGAGAUCCUCAAUGCUCCUGAUGAGGCCUGCAAACUGGCCAAACAAGCUUUUGAUGAUGCCAUUGCAGAACUCGACACCCUGAGCGAAGAAUCGUACAAAGACAGUACACUAAUUAUGCAGCUAUUAAGAGACAACCUGACACUGUGGACUUCUGAUACCCAGAAUGAUGGAGAUGAACCAGAGGAGCCCAAAGAAUGAGCUGCCUUCUAACAGUCAUCCCUGUCUGCCUGCCAUCAUCCAGGACCACCUUCAUCAUGAUCUUCAUCCACCUCAUUGUCAACAUCAAACUGUAGCCAUUGUUCUUCUGUUUAGGUCUCAACUCAUCUCACUACUUUUGGUUUACCAUUUGUUCUGUAGUACCUGUGGGGGGAAAUGGGGUGGGAGAGAGGAAGUUUUUAAUAGUGUGAUGGGGAGGUUAGUGUACUUUGAGGCAUGAUGCUGUAGCUGCUAACCUGAGGUGAAGAAAUCCAAAAGGUGCAAGCACAAGUUUUAUUCUCAUGACUUGCAAGUUUUAAAAAACAACAUAUUUGCUUUAGUGAAUAAUGUUUUGAGUAACCUAAUCUUUAGAUGGCCCAUCCAUGGUUGCUCAACGGUAGCUGGCUCCUCACACCUGACUGGGCAGCACCUAUCGCCCCAUAGAAUUGCAACAGAAAAAUACAAUGAUGAUGUAACGGGGACUGCUGGAGAUAAAAGGCAAGGUUUAUACAGGUUACAUUCCAUUUACUGUCAAAUGUUUAACUUUCCGUGUUUGUGUUCUUUUUUUUUUUUUUAAAUCAUUUUGCUGGGGGGCUGCUUUUUUACAUCAACGUAUCUAUUAGUAGGUAUAGAAAAAUUGAAGAACAAGAGCAUACAAGCUUGUAUUGUUGCUGUUUUGUAUGAGCACCGCAGUAAGAAAAAAAAAACACCUUUUCUAUAACUACUGCUUUUCAAAUUAGGUUUUGUCUUUACUCGUCUUUCAGUACUUGUCUAAACUGUUGGUAAGGGGUAGUUUGUGGAGAAGAAAGGAAGGUUUUUUUGGGUUUGUUAGCUUUGCCUUUGGAGUUUUCAUACUGAACACUUGAGCAUAACUGUUAUCUGGGGGAAAUGUGUAAUGCCAUGUUAGUGGAAUUAAAAACAAACAAAAAAACA
Austrofundulus limnaeus is the source of this 1804-nucleotide messenger RNA. Its product is annotated as 14-3-3 protein zeta. NCBI's taxonomy places the organism in Eukaryota, Metazoa, Chordata, Actinopteri, Cyprinodontiformes, Rivulidae. The record is from RefSeq and is a predicted model, not a curated record. Bases 131 to 874 code for a protein of 247 amino acids. The transcript is spliced from 6 exons.